Cuscuta europaea is the source of this 1290-nucleotide messenger RNA. The record is from the annotation of a GenBank genome assembly. NCBI's taxonomy places the organism in Eukaryota, Viridiplantae, Streptophyta, Magnoliopsida, Solanales, Convolvulaceae.
AUUUAGAAGUGUAACACUCGCUCCCCUCCCCAUCGGAGUUCCCCGGCCGCGCCGGUAAGGGUAAAGAGAGCCAUAUAGAUCCUGACAAUUUGUGGUUAGCGAUGUCGCAGGUUGACAAUAGAAAUUCUUCUGCUGCUAAACGUGCCCGAACUGACGGUGGACGGAGAGAAGAUGAUUGGACAUGUCCUAGAUGCGGCAAUGUUAAUUUCUCAUUCAGAACAACUUGCAAUAUGCGAAACUGUACACAGUCCAGGCCUGCUGAUCACAACACUAAACCUGUAGCUAAGCCAUUCCAAGCACCACAAGGCUAUACUACCAUGGCUCCUUAUGUAGGAUCUGGUGCUCCCUCUCCAUUGUAUUUGGGCGUACCACCUCAUGGUUCCUCUGUGUUUGGUGCAACGUCUAUUCCUCAUUAUGAUAUUCCGUAUUCUGGAGGCUCAGGUUACCACUACAACUAUGGGAGCCGCAUUUCUGGAGGCAGUCCAUAUCAACCACUGCAUAUAUCUGCCCCGCCUCCUUACUCCAGUGGACCUAUAAUGGGGAAUGGUGGGGUAUAUAGUGUGCGACCUCCUCUGGUAGACAGAUAUGGUCAUGCAUUGCCAAUGGGUUCUCCAACCAUUGGAUCAAGGCCAGGACAUUAUGCAGAGGAUAAUCUGCAGAAGAAAGAUGGAAAUCGUGAUAACGACUGGAAGUGUCCUAAAUGUGGGAAUGUUAAUUUUUCAUUCAGAACAGUCUGUAAUAUGAGAAAGUGCAAUACACCAAAGCCUGGAUCCCAGGGAGCAAAAUCUGCAAAGAAUUCCGGUACCCCUGACGGGAGCUGGAAGUGUGAAAAAUGCAACAAUAUAAACUACCCAUUCAGGACCAAAUGUAACAGACAAAACUGUGGAGCUGAAAAACCAUCCGAGCCAAGGAACUCUUCUUCACCACUGUCAGAUGACAAUGAUCAGUGAGUACUAGGGCGUUGUUUUUAAGGGUCAAGAAGGUCAAGAGUCGUCAUCCAGCGUGCUCAGUGUGGGUGUCUGAAAGUCUUGUCGUUCAGUUGUGUUUGUCUUCCAGUUGCUGCAGUUGUUGUUGAGUUAAGCUGCCCGUAUUAUGUUGUCAAUUUGUAACUGAAGUUCAUACACUGGUGUUUAGGUUUUUUCCCAGUAAUGCUGAGUUGUCUGUCAGUGCUCAUAAUUUUAAGAGAUAUUAUUAAAGGUUGAUUUGGUUGAAUCCUCAAUAGGGUUUUCUUUGGUAAUCUUUAUCAUGUUUGGUUGACGGGUAUGCUGAUGUCCAGUUGCUUUAUUGUGG